AUGGACCCAUUUGCUGGAAACGCUGACCCAUCACGGACGCAGGGCACCCUUGGCCCUCCCCGCCACCCAACCCUGGAAGGACAGGACAGGCGGGUCACUGGGCUCACGCAAGAUGCAGAGGCUGUGCCCUACCGCAGGCCCCAGGGAUCACCUCCGCUGCCCACGCUGGCUCCCCACACACAACCCCCUGGGCCACUCCGGGACCACUCGGCACAAGCUAGGGCCACCAACCAGGUCAUGACCAGACAAAGAGACUGGCCCAGAAACCACUUACAGCUGCAGACCUGGCAGAAGGCCGAGUUCCAGAACACGGAGUCUCAGUUGUCCCAGCCUUUUGAGUCCCUCAAGAUCGCUGCGCCUCCCGAUACCGCCGCCGUGCCUGCCAAGCCUGCGCCCCCAGCUACACCCGGAGCUCCGACCUCCCCAGCAGAACACCGCCUGUUGAAGACCUGCUGGAGCUGUCACGUGCUUUCUGGGUUGCGGCUGAUGGGGGCGGGCGGGUAUGUGUACUGGGUGGCACGGAAGCCCAUGAAGAUGGGAUACCCCCCGGGUCCAUGGACCAUUAUGAAGAUGGUCAUGGGCCUCAGCAUUGCCGCCUGGGGUAUCAUUGUCAUGGCAGACCCCAAAGGGAAGGCCUACCACAUUGUUUGA
Messenger RNA from Gorilla gorilla gorilla (western lowland gorilla), 651 nucleotides. Its product is annotated as distal membrane-arm assembly complex protein 1-like. NCBI's taxonomy places the organism in Eukaryota, Metazoa, Chordata, Mammalia, Primates, Hominidae. The coding region runs from base 1 to 651 and encodes 216 amino acids. The transcript is spliced from 2 exons. The record is from RefSeq and is a predicted model, not a curated record.